Molecule: messenger RNA, 1072 nt
Organism: Haemonchus placei
Lineage: Eukaryota; Metazoa; Nematoda; Chromadorea; Rhabditida; Trichostrongylidae
Source: the annotation of a GenBank genome assembly
AGCUGAUGUGUCUAAUCCUUCACAAAAAAACUUUUAUUUCCAGGUUUUAUGCAUUUGUUUCUACAAUGUUCUAUGUGUUUGUUCUGUGUACGGCAACUUCUUGGUAAUUCUAGUAAUUCUGUACUUUCGACGGCUUCGAACUGCCACGAACAUUUUGAUUUUCAAUUUGGCAAUAGCCGAUCUUCUAAUUGCCGUCUUUUGCAUUCCGUUUUCCUAUUGGCAAGUACUGAUAUUCGACGAUCAGCGAUGGGUGUUCGGUUCGGCAAUGUGUAGCCUUCUAUCGUUUUUUCAAGGAAUCGCCGUAUUCCUUAGUUCCUGGACGCUGGUUGUAAUCAGCUUCGAUCGCUGGAUGGCAAUCAUGUUUGUGCUGUCACCGAGUAUGCGCCUUACCCGGAGGCGAGCUGUCUAUCUUGUGCUGGCAACAUGGGCUUUCAGUAUAACUAUGGCACUGCCGCUUUUUCUGGUUUCAAAAAUACAUACAACUGAUGGCAUAAAACGAUGUGAUGAGGACUGGUCUACUGUAGAUACUUUUAUAUCAGGAUCACGUCGCCUUUACUCCUACCUGAUCCUUGUGCUGCAGUAUGUGGUUCCCUUAACAGUGUUGAUUAUUACAUACACUUUUAUCGGGAUGAAAAUGUGGAACAGCCGUAUUCCUGGACCAACCAGCUCUACGAAAAAAGUAGUGAUGGAAAGACAGGAAAGUGUAAAAAAGCUGAUCCCUAUGGUGAUUCUUAUUUCGGCAAUGUUCGCUUUUUGUUGGUUACCUUUGCUACUUCUGAUCAACGUAGUCAUCGAUCUCUGGCCUAGCGUUGCUAGUUGGAAAUUUAUACUCUACAUGUGGUGGUUCUCCCACGGCUUAGCGAUGAUGCAUUCGAUGGUGAACCCAAUUGUGUACUUCCUUCGAAACGCUCGCUUCCGCGAGGGAUUCUGCUAUUUCUCACGAUUUCUUCCGUUCGUUCACUUUUCCGGAUUCAAGUUGCUCACUGACCAGAACAGAAGGUUUGCUUUCACUCUGUACUUGAGCAGCUGCUUGCGUUUAUUUGCUCUUCCGAAAUUUCGGUUGCUCGGAUGA